Messenger RNA from Leptopilina boulardi, 3493 nucleotides. RefSeq names its product oxidative stress-induced growth inhibitor 1-like. The coding region runs from base 404 to 2026 and encodes 540 amino acids. The record is from RefSeq and is a predicted model, not a curated record. The transcript is spliced from 7 exons. NCBI's taxonomy places the organism in Eukaryota, Metazoa, Arthropoda, Insecta, Hymenoptera, Figitidae.
UAUAUUGCCAAUAACGUGUCAGUACGCCGGCAACCGUUGAAGCGAGUGGACUCAACAAGAAAUUUUCUGUCGAGUUGUCUGGCAAAAUUCUAGAUUAUUAUAGAAAAAAAAACGUGGUUAAUGCAAAGAGAAACAUUUAUAGAUGUUUCAAAAAAAAGAAAAAUAGUUCUCUUUUAGACUGUGCAACCUCAACAAUUUUACUGUCAUCAGCAUAAAAAGAACUCGACAGCCGAGAAUCCCUUUUCGAUUAGCUUUUACCUGAAUGCUAACCUUUUGGAAGAAGAAGACAAAUUUCAAAGAGAAAGAAUUUUUGCUAACUUUGACGGUGGGGCGACGUAUUCAAUAAAAUUAGAAAUUUUCAACGAGCCUUAUUAUCAACUAUACGAAUAAUUUCAUUUUAAGAAUGCAACAAAAUUUGGAUGAUGUAUACAAAGAUGUGGUAGUUAUUGGAAAUGGACCAAGUGGUAUUUGUUUAUCGUACAUGCUUGCCGGAAAUUGGCCCUAUUACAAUGGAAAUCCACAUCCUGGCGAUGAGAUGUUAACAGCACGAUUAAAAUAUAGUGUGGGAACACAAACACCAAGUCGAUUAGAUUACAAUGAAUUGAAAGAAAAUGAAUUUGAUAAUCGAAAACAGGGGAAAAAUCUUGUUGAAAAUAAUCAAGAGAAUUUGGAAAGUCUUUCACUUGGUUUAGAUGGUAGAGGUAGUAGGCCACUUGCAAGGCUUAUGGAUCAAUUGCAACAUCCUUGUACUGAUGCUGGUAUGGAUUUUCCAUCGUUACUUACAUGGAAAUCACCUGAACAAUGUCCCGAUCAUAAAAUUGUUGAUCAUGUUGUUUUGGGAAAAGGACCACCUGGAGGAGCGUGGCACUCCUUGGAUCCAAAUAUAUUGACAAUUAGUCUAAGUCGAUGGAUGUCAUUGCCGGGUUUAGAUUUAAGGCAUUGGGAAAUGUUAAUAACUGCAGAGAAACAAAGAACAAAUUUAAAUCGAAAUUCAAUGCAGGAAAAAAUUGGUGCAUGUAAACCAGCGAAAAGAGUUUCAAUUGGUACAGUGGCUGCAUAUUAUAGGGAUUACGUUACCAGACAGGGAUUGGAAAAAUAUUUUCGUUGUGGAACGACUAUAACAUCAGUUAGAGAAAAUUUUGACGAAAAAGAUAAUAAAAGAGGAUACGUUUGGUUAGUGCAUGGUUAUGAAAAUAUAAGUAGACGAACUUUUAGUUAUAAAUGUAGAAAAGUAAUUUUAGCAACGGGUACAAUUGACUCGUUAAAUCGUCUUGGAAUACCCGGUGAAAAAGCACAUAAUGAUUGGGUAACGCACGAUCUUAAUGUUCUUGAAUCAAGACUCAAUCAAAUGGUCAAUUCACAAGAUUCCUGUUCAAUAAUGGGUGAAUUUAAAACAAAAAGUAAAAAAACAGUGGAUCCAAUUUUAGUAGUUGGUGCAGGUCUAAGUGCAGCUGAUGCUAUAAUGGCGGCACGUUUUCGUGGAAUUCCUGUACUUCAUGCAUUUCGUGAUUCCUCUAAAGAUUGGAAUAAUGAGAAGCAAACAUUCGAUAGACUUAAAUGGCUUCCUGUUUCAAUUUAUCCGGAAUAUCAUAAAGUUUAUGAAAUGAUGGCAGACGGAGGUACAAAUUAUCCUCUUUAUAAAGCAUUACCGGGAUUCACUCUAAUGGACGUGAAUGAAACAUCCAAAGAUGAUGAUAAUCAAUCCAAAGAAAAGAGGGUCACUCUCUGUACUCCCGAUGGUCAAUUGAUUUCCUAUCAAGUCUCUCAUGCCGCUAUUCUCAUCGGAGCGAGGCCAGAUUUAUCUUAUCUCGAGAAUAAUGGCUUUGGCUUAGGAAAAUUUCGUGAUCUUUCAAUAGACAGUAAAUGGAAUCCUAUUGAAAUAAAUGAUUUUACUUAUGAAGUUAUUCAAGCUCCAAGAAAUGGCCUUUACGCACUUGGUCCUCUCGUUGGGGAUAAUUUUGUACGUUUUAUUUUAGGCGGUGCUUUUGCCAUUUUAGUGCACAUACACUCAUCCUCGUGUAAAUGAAAUCACUUUUGUUUUAUUAAAUUUUUUUUUUACACGUUUUUUUAUAAGUAGAGAAAACUAUUUUAUUUUCCCGCAAGUAAAAAAAAAAGUUUUUUCUCACUUUUUUUUUUUUUGUUAGAAAAAUAUUUAAAAGGCCGUUUGUCUUGUUACAAUCUCAGUAAAAAAGUUAAUGAUGAAAAAAAUAUUUUAGUCAAUUUUUUUUAUAAAUAAAUUCUUAAUUUUUGUUUAAUUUUAAAAAAUUUAUAUUUUUAUAGUUAAUAUAAAAUUUUAACAUUAACUUUUUUUUUGACAAAGACUGUCUGCCUUAAUGAAAAUUUUUCUUUCAAUUCCUUUAGAAAUUCAAAAAGAGAAUUGUAAAUUUUGUAGAUAAAACUAUUUUAUAAUGAAAAAAAAUAGUAUUUGGCGAAUUUUCUUCGUCGACUUUAUUGUAAAAAAAAAAUAUAUAUAUAUAUAUAUUCGAAAAAAAUUGAUUCUCUCGUCGGAUUAAGAAAUUUUGUAAAUACUCUUAAUUUUAUUUUUCUAUAUUGAUGAUUUUUGCGACAAUCCCAAUACAUUAUUACGCAAAAAUUAACUUACUAUAAGAAAGUAAGUAUGAAGUUGACUUUGCUGUGCAAAGUGAUUUGAGAGAAAAAAUUGAAUUACGAUGUUCAAUUAGAAAAUCAUUUUAUCAUAAAAUUUAAUUUUUAUCAUCGUUUGAUUUUUUUAUUCCUAAUAUUUAGUGGUAUUUACAGUCUAGUAAAAUUUUGUUAAAUAUAUUCGUUACCAUUAAAAUUUAAAAAAAAGGAAAUUUUAAUUAAAUGAAAAAAAGAGGCGCAACUUAUUUUGUGAUAAUCUAAUUUUUAUAAGAUAGUCUUUUUUUUUUAUUAAAUGUCUAUAUUUAGAAAAUUGAUUCAUUUUAAGGUUUAGAAACAUUUUUUAUUCUAAAAUUGUUCCAAUUUGUUAAAUAUUACAAUUGCCUCAGAAUGAAUAAAAAAAAAGACUGAAAUUUUUAAUAGAAAGGAAUUAAAUUUUUUUAUUGUUUCACAAGAUGUUAAUGUUUAAUUACAAUUUUUAAAAUUAGAAAUCUCUAAUCAACAUAAAAAUCCACUUAAUUUAUUUACUGCUUCAAUUUUAAUUUAACUUAAAAAAUAUAUAUAUAUUCUUUUGCCAAAAAAUAAUGUCUGUUUUUAUUUGCAUUUAUUAUUAUUUUGUAUUUAAAAUAUUUUUAAUUUAAAUUAAAAUUUUUAAGGAAACUAAAUUUAUGUAACAUCGUCAUAUUCCUUUUAUUUAAAAAAAAUAAUGUAUAAUAAUAAAAUUUUUUUCGUUUAGAAAUAAUUUUUUUUCAUAAUUUUUGAAUGCUUUUGUAAUCUAGGACAUAUAGUCUGUGAUAAGAGGUGUGACUUUGCGAAUAUUUGAAUUAUAUAUGAUAUUGAAGCAAUAAACCUUGAAAAUUAUAUUGAUACAAUCAAUAAACAAUCUGAACUGUUA